Messenger RNA from Coffea arabica (coffee), 2881 nucleotides. RefSeq names its product protein NLP6-like. The record is from RefSeq and is a predicted model, not a curated record. NCBI's taxonomy places the organism in Eukaryota, Viridiplantae, Streptophyta, Magnoliopsida, Gentianales, Rubiaceae. Gene Ontology annotation, molecular function: protein binding; DNA-binding transcription factor activity.
UUUUUUUUUCUUUUUCCAGAAAUAUGUCAAUUCAAGACCACUAAUACGACCAUAUUCUCCAGCAAAAUCUCCCUUUUGUCAAUCUGCUGUAAAGGAAAGCAGACUUUGGUUGACUCUCAUUUUAGGCGCGGGAGCAGGAAAAUCAGCCGUCGUCGCCCCGUGCAAGGGCGGGCAUGGCUGAAGUUAGAACACGACGCCCCAACGACGUGGAGGAUAUUGACGGAACUUUUAGUAAAUCGGAGUUCCUGGAUUACAUUGGUACUAAACUUCACACGUCCGUAAGCACCUCUCGCAAAAGUUUUCGAGUUUUCUGGGACGAGGAAGAUGAUGAAUCAGAUAGGCAUCAGACACUCUUUUCCCAGGUGGGUCCACCUUUACUUCCUCCUCCCAUUGUCAAGGACAAGAUCAAAACUGCGCUGCAGCAUGUAGAUCUCCUGUAUAAUCGAGCAAUGCUAGCUCAGUUCUGGGUGCCGGUGAUGAUCGGGGGACGACGAUUCCUGAAAUCCUCAGACCAGCCUUUUGGGUUGACUUGCUUAAGGAAAGGACUAUGUUCGUACAGAAAGCUGUGUCUGAAUUAUUACUACUGUACGGAUAAUACCUGCAGUAGUGAUGGUGGUGCUGAUUAUGUGGAUGUGGAUGUGGAUGUGGACUGGAAUGGCGGAGGAGGGGUAAGAGAAAGCGUGCUUCUCACUGGUCCGCCUUCACGUGUCUUUCUUCGUGGACUGCCGGAGUAUAGCCCAAACGUGGAGUUCUACGCGGACUCGGAAUAUGCUUUAAGGGAUGAGGCUAUGGGCCGUAAGAUAAGUGACUAUAUGGCUGUGCCUGUGUUCGAUCCCAAUUCCCGAGAAUGUAUUGGCGUAAUUGAGCUGCUUUCAACUGCUGACUCAGUAAGAGAGAUGGAUAAUCCUGCAUAUAUAUUUGGGUUAAUCUCGACAGCACUUCAGGUGUUAGAAUUGAGGACUUCAAAUUUUACCAGCCAUUUCGACAUGGAUAGCGAUUUGGAAAAAAGCUCAACAGAUAUAUCCCAUGCACUGUGUGACAUCCACAAAGCAUUAGUUGAGGCAUGCCAAACACACAAGUUGCCUUUUGCUCAGACCUGGAUGCCUCAGUUAGGGAAAUGUCAAAGCUACACAGAUAAUGCCCUUUCAACUACAAGUAACGAAUAUUACCUUGAACACGCAGGAUUCUCUUUGUUUAGAGAUAUCUGUGAAAGUUUUCAGUUAUUGAGAGGGCAAGGGGUUGUUUGGCAGGCAUUUUCUUCAGGUACUCCGUGCUUCUGCGGGGAUAUGACCAAGUUGAGCAUAGCUGACUACUCCUUUGCUCACGUUGGGAAAAAGGUUCUCUUAGACAGUUCUUUAGCAAUUUGUUUAAAGAGCGAUCAUACGGGGGAUCAUGUCUAUGUACUCGAGCUCUUUCUGCCCUUUAGAACUGCCGAUCCUACAAAACUUUUGGAAGCUGUCUUGCUCACAAUGAAGAAGCAUCUCAAUAGUUUCAGACUUGCUUCUGGACCAACAUUGGGGGAUGAGAUGUUUGUUGAAGUUUUUAGAGUUUCAAAAGAAGACAAGCUCGAAUUUUUCACACUGUUUCAUACUACCGGUGGUUCGGAUGGACUGCAGAAUCAGCAACUGUUCCCACAAAAGAACUGGGAAUUUAGUGAUGUAGAUUAUGCAAAGAUAUUGGUCGAUGAAGGAUCAUGGUGGGAUCAAGUGAUUAGUUAUGUAGAUUAUGCCCCUGUUUCUAUAACUAGUCGUGGAACAAGUGAUGAUGUUUUUGGAUGGAAGGAAGACUCUUGUGAUACUCCAUCCGUGAAGGAAGGAAACAGUUAUAUUAAUUCUGCCGCCUCAACAUCUAGAUAUCCAGAACAAGAUAAUUUGGCAAGGCUAGUCGCAGAAGAUGCUCAAUUCAGUGCAUUUCCAAAUCUUGAUGUAGACUUUUGGGAUAAUAAGGAAGGCAUAAGUUCAGCAUCAGAUUUGGACAAACUUGACCGUGAAAAAGUUGAGAAACACUUUGGUUUGAAGCUUAAAGAUGCUGCUGAGAGUCUUAAAGUGAGUCCAUCCACGCUCAAGAGGAAAUGUAGAAAACUUGGCAUCCCAAAUUGGCCGCGCAAGAGAAACCAGGGCACUUGCUUUGCUACAAGCACUGAAUCUAACAAAGACCGCGAAAUACGUAAUGCAGAAUAUGGUCAGGAGGUCUCACAUCCUAAUGUGUCUUCUCAAGAAGGUACAACUUCCAGCAAGCACAAUUCCUCACAAGCUGCAACAAUAGCGAAGGAUAGCUUCAUGAUGAUAAAAGCUGCAUAUGGAGAGAUUAAAAAGAUUAAGUUUCCGCUUCCAUUUUCGUCACCGUUGGUAGAUUUGGAGAUGGAAGCAGCAUCAAGGCUUGAGUUAAAAGUUGGAAAUUUCAAGCUUUGGUAUUUGGAUGAAGAUGAUGACUGGAUAUUGAUAAUCCGUGAUGCAGACUUGAGGAUUAUGGAAUCAAUGGGUAAGAAUACAAUCAAAGUGUCUAUCACUCACGGCGAUGAUUCCCCAUACUAAAAAAAAAAAAAUCACUAAAGCCGAGGGACAAUGAAUGUUUUCACAAAAAAGGAAACAUCCUUGGCACCAUUCUUUUACAUUUGCUGCGUUUUGCAUUAUUCAAUUAGUGAUUGAAGCCUUGAGAUUAGAUUCGUAAAAGUGUACUUGUAAUUUUUUUUUACUGCCUUAUCAUAACAGGGCAACUACACAGGCACCAGCUAGUGCCCAUUUUUGUGCCUGGUGACGAAAGUGGCAGCUCUCUGUCGUGAUGUGGUCUAAAAUUUUUGAUUUGUUAUACCUGAAGGUGGCAGCUCUGUAUCAUGUGAAAAUUUUCUACCAAUUUUUGAUAUAAUAAAUACAGAACCAAC